Messenger RNA from Helianthus annuus (common sunflower), 3270 nucleotides. RefSeq names its product eukaryotic translation initiation factor 4G. The coding region runs from base 125 to 3115 and encodes 996 amino acids. Gene Ontology annotation, molecular function: protein binding; translation initiation factor activity; mRNA binding. Gene Ontology annotation, cellular component: eukaryotic translation initiation factor 4F complex. The transcript has 8 exons. Lineage: Eukaryota; Viridiplantae; Streptophyta; Magnoliopsida; Asterales; Asteraceae. The record is from RefSeq and is a predicted model, not a curated record.
GAAUUGUUGCAUACUUAUAAUUAAAUUACUCUAUUAUUUGAUCCUACAGAUACGAGUGAUUAUACAUAAAUUUGUUAGUUAAUCAAUCAAGAUUGUGUUUCUCGUGAGAAUUUGAAUUGGAUACAUGUCCGUUAAUCAAUCAAGAGGCGACAAAAACGAGCCACCACACUACAGAAGUUCCGGUAGAUCCGCUAACUUUUCAGGUGGCGGUGGUGGUCGUGGUGGUCGUGGCGGUGGUACCACUGGUCCUUCAUCCUCUGCGUAUUAUUCCGGCAAAAGCUUUAAGAAAGUGGUUAGUUAUGCACAAGGAGGAUAUUCGAAUGCGAAUUUGGGACCUUCAAGUUCUUCUUCUAGUGGUGGUAGAGCUCCACUGAAUGGUGCACAUGUUCAACCGCCAUUAAGAGGGACACCUGAUGCUUCAUCUACUGGUGGUGUUGUGAAGCCGGCUGAUGCAUCGGUCCAGAAAACCACACCGGGCCUGCCCAAGGCUCCACUCGGUUCUGGUUCUUCUACGCCUGUUAAGGGUCCCGCAGAUGCUUCCAAGGUUUUUCCUCUUCAGUUUGGGUCAAUAAGUCCUGGUGUUAUCAACGGAAUGCAGGCUCAUAUUGAUUCCUUAAAGGCUGCAUCUUCCCAAAAUUCAGAUGUUCCAAAACAACACUUACCAAGGAAAGAUCCGGGGCCUGUUGAACAGCCAGGUGAGGCCCGUCCAGUCUCAAAAGAGAAAAAAGACGCGCUUUCUUCACCUUCUGGGCCUUUUGCAGCUCAUGCUCAGAAAGUAUUCCAGGGACUUCCUAAAAAGUAUUCCAGAGACUUCCUACUGACAUUCUCUGAUCACUGUACCGAUCUUCCAAAAGGUUUUAAGAUUACACAUGAUAUAACUGCAGUGUUGGUAGUAACGGGUGUCGAUAUUGCUCAUGAACCAUACCCUAGCCCGGGUAGAGGUGGUGGUGAUAGGUCAGUAGUGGGGUCACGGCUAAACCGUCAACCAAGUAACGUUGGUCUUGAUGACAAAUGGAAUAGAGGGUCAGGAGGACCCAUGGGUCCAGGAUGGGACUCAAGACUUGAGAUGGGCUACCCUUCAAGAGGGAACCAUGGUGUGAUGAGGACCCCACGCGGUCAGCCACCAGUCCCACAGUUGCAACGUAAUAACUCUGUGUCAAAGAGGUGGCAACGGGCUACUGGUCAUCAAAAGGGGUUAAUGUCGUCGCCUCACACUCCGAUGAUGCAUAAAGCCGAAAGGAAGUAUGAAGUUGGUAAAGUAACAGAUGAGGAACAGGCGAAACAAAGACGAUUGAAAAGUAUUCUAAACAAGUUGACACCACAAAACUUUGAGAAACUGUUUGAUCAAGUCAAACAAGUCAAUAUUGACAAUGUGAAUACUCUGUCUGGUGUGAUUGGUCAAAUAUUUGAUAAGGCUUUAAUGGAACCGACGUUUGUUGAAAUGUAUGCCAACUUUUGUUCUCAUUUAGCCGUAGAGUUGCCUGGUUUGGUUGACGACAACGAGAAGAUUACUUUCAAGAGGUUAUUAUUGAAUAAAUGUCAGGAGGAAUUUGAAAGAGGAGAGAGAGAAGAAGAAGAAGCGAAUAGAACUGAUGUAGAAGGUGAGAUUAAGCAGACGGAAGAAGAACGAGAAGAAAAACGAGUAAAGGCACGUAGACGUAUGUUGGGUAAUAUAAGAUUUAUCGGUGAAUUAUACAAGAAAAGAAUGCUAACAGAAAGAAUCAUGCAUGAAUGCAUAAUGAAAUUGUUGAGUUUUAAUCAGAAGAAUGCUAACCCUGACGAGGAAGAUAUAGAGGCGUUGUGCAAGUUAAUGAGUACAAUCGGGGAGAUGAUUGAUCACCCAAAAGCUAAAGCACACAUGGAUGCUUAUUUUGAUAUGAUGUUUCAGCUAUCAAAUAAUAUGGCACUUUCUUCUCGAGUUAGGUUCAUGUUGAAAGACGCAAUUGACCUUAGAAAGAACAAAUGGCAACACAGAAGGAAGGUUGAAGGUCCAAAAAAGAUCGAAGAGGUGCACCGGGAUGCUGCUCAAGAACGCCAGGCCCAAUCCAGCAGACUGGCCCGUGGGCCUAAUUCUAACCCGUCACUUAGGAGAGGGGGUCAACCCAUGGACUUUGGACCAAGAGGGUCAGCAGGUGUUUUAUCUCCCAACCCUCAAAUGGGUGGUGGUUUUCGUGGUUAUGGCAGUCAAGAUUCAAGAUUUGACUCUUUUGAGAAUAGGACUUUACCGGUUCCGUUGAGACCCAUGGGCGAUGAGGAGGCUAUAACCCUCGGGCCACAUGGUGGUCUAGCCAGAGGGAUGUCUGUUAGGGGUCAACCUACUAAUGGUUAUGGUCCAUCACGUGAUGAUCUAGCUUCAAGAUACACGCCUGAAAGGUUCUCACCUCGACCAACUUAUGACCGACCCAAUAUACAACAACACAACAACAUGAACCAUGGGAACCAAGACACCAGGAGUAUAGAGCGUGGUGGGUUUGACCGAGUUUUACCACCUGAACGGGCUCGUGUGUCUACUUCCCCACAAAGUGAUUCUUCAGAUAAAAUCUUGUCUGAAGAUCGCUUGCAUGAUAUGUCCAUUGAGGCCAUUAAAGAAUUUUACAGUGCUAGAGAUGAAAAGGAGGUUGCUUUGUGCAUCAAAGAUCUGAAUGCACCCGGGUUUCAUCCAACAAUGAUAUCCAUUUGGGUGACUGAUUCUUUUGAGAGGAAAGAUAUGGACCGUGAUUUACUUGCUAAACUUCUCGUCAAUCUUACAAAAUCUCAAGAAGGAAUCCUUACUCGAGAGUCCCUUGUUAGAGGGUUGGAGUUGGUUUUGUCAACAUUGGAGGAUGCAGUGAACGAUGCACCAAAAGCAGCAGAAUUUCUUGGGCGUAUGCUUGCAAGAUUACUUUUAGAAAAUGCGAUCCCUUAUAAAGAAGUGUGGCGUUUGAUAUACGCGGGUGGUGAAGAGCAAGGACGGCUGGUGGAAAUGGGUCUUGCAGCCGAGGUUGUUGGAGUCGUUCUUGAGAUAAUUAAAUCAGAAAAAGGCGAUCCCUUUCUAAACGAAAUGCGUGCAGCUUCUAACCUUCGCGUAGAGGUUUUCCGUUCACCAAAAACAUCAAGAUUAGAUAAGUUUAUUUAGAUCGUAAAGUAAAGAUGCUCGUGUUAAUCUUUAGGAGGAUAGAUUGGGUUUGAAUAGUACAGCUGUUGGUACAUAUCAUCAUUGUUCUAAAUUUAUCAACUGGAAAGAAGAUUUAACUGCAUAAUCCUUAUACUUGCUGGUGUCAUUAAUCCAUC